Cylindrotheca closterium is the source of this 855-nucleotide messenger RNA. NCBI's taxonomy places the organism in Eukaryota, Bacillariophyta, Bacillariophyceae, Bacillariales, Bacillariaceae. The record is from the annotation of a GenBank genome assembly.
AUGUUCAGUGUUGAAGAUGAUGACAAUGACUAUGAGGGUGAAUAUGAUGCGGAAGAAAUAGAAGAACUGCAAGAAGCAGAAGACAAACUGCAAGUAUAUCCUGACGAGGAAGAUGAUGUUCGUGCAGGAGUGAGGUUUGAAGAAGUCCCCGUGUUGAGUACAACAGAUGAUUCAAAUAAAGACAAGAAAAGGAGAACAGGAAGUGGACAAUCAUUUUAUUCAAACAGAGUCAAGUAUCGACCCACAGAUAGGAAUCGAACUGACAGACCAAGACAUGGUCAUAUGUACUUACAACGAAUGAAGCCCAAGAUCAAUUUGUUAAAGAACAGAAGUGCCAUGAGAAAGAAGGCACGGUUGAAGAGAUUACAUAUCUCAUUAUACCAGGCUAUCGUGUCAAAGGUAAAAUCACAAAAGAAAGGAGAGUUUCGAGAUGACAACGUGUUGAGCGCUGAAGCAAGAAGAAAGAUAACCGAACGGACGCAUAACUUAAUGUUCCAGCAGAGUGGAACUGAGAAGAAACCGACUUACAAUGUGGAUGAGUUGUUGGUGAUUUCAGGCGUCAUGCAACAGAUUCGUGACAAGGUGUACACAAGGGAUGGAGUGUCAUUUAUUCAGCAGUAUUAUCUUAACAAAGGAUUAAAGAUUUUCAAAGAACGGGGAAAAGAAGCUGCACUCAAGAAACUUGAUCAACUGAUCAAACAAAGUUGUUGGACACCCAUCAGCAUUGGUGAAUCGGCUGAAUCCGAGAAGAGGAAAGCAGACGGUGCAAUGAUGUUACUGGCAGAGAAAAACAGUGGUGAUAUCAAAGGUCGUUUUAUAGAUAAAGGAAGUGAGACAAGAGACUGGCUGUCUUGA